Messenger RNA from Agrilus planipennis (emerald ash borer), 573 nucleotides. Its product is annotated as protein FAM210A-like. The record is from RefSeq and is a predicted model, not a curated record. Bases 196 to 564 code for a protein of 122 amino acids. The transcript has 3 exons. Lineage: Eukaryota; Metazoa; Arthropoda; Insecta; Coleoptera; Buprestidae. Gene Ontology annotation, cellular component: mitochondrion.
UUGAUGUGGUAGUCAUAGAUUACUGGAUAUAGUACAUUUAAUUUAUAAAACUUGUAAUUUGUCAAAUUAUUUACAAAUGUUACCAAUAAAUAGAAAUCGCGAUGACGUUUCAAAAUCAUUAUAGGUUACAGUAAAUAAUAUGCUUCCCGAUACCUAAUAUUGCGCAAUUAAUACUGCAUUAAAAAGCAUGCAAAGAUGUUUUCAAAGAAAAACGGACAGGAAAAAGACUACCAUGGUCAUAUUGAGAAUGAAGUAAAUAAAAACCCGAGGUUGUUCCAAAAAUACCGCAAUUACAUUAAAAAGUAUGGCUAUUUCAUUGUUCCAAUCCACUUUUUGACGUCUGCAUUAUGGUUGUUUUUAAUACAUACUAUGAUUAAUAGCAAUGUGAAAAUCCGUGAGACGGUGCAAAAAUGGACUAAGAAUGAUUCUCAAAUGAACGUACGAGGCAACGUUACGAAAGAAGUCGCAUUCAUAUUAGCCAUUUAUAAAUUAAUUAGUCCCAUAAGGUUUGGGAGCACCAUAUUAAUUACUCAUACUGUAGCAAAGUUGUUAAAGAAAAAAUAACAAUUAUUA